AUUCAAGGGGAAACAGAAAUAAAUGCAGCUGGAGAACCAUCCCACCAUCCCGACCACAACUGAUCUUCCCUGGACAUGAUGAACCAUGCUGUCCAAACUGUCUUCACUCCCGCCAACACCAGCCACCCCCUCAACUAUGAAAUGCUCAAGGAGGAGCAUGAGGUGGCUGUGCUGAGGGUGCCCCACAACCCUGCUCCCCCGACAUCCACCGUGAUCCACAUCCACAGUGAGACCACUGUGCCCAGCCAUGUCGUCUGGUCCCUGUUCAACACUCUCUUCAUGAAUUGGUGCCAUCUGGGCUUCAUAGCAUUCACCUACUCCGUGAAGUCUAGGGACAGGAAGAUGGUUGGCGACCUGACUGGGGCCCAGGCCUACGCCUCCACUGCCAAGUGCCUGAACGUUUGCACCCUCAUCCUGGGCAUCCAUGUGACCACAACACUCAUCAUCCUUUUCACCAGUAGUUCUAUGAUAAUAUUCCAAGCAAUUUCUCAAAUGAUAAAGAAUCUCCAAGGCCAGCAGUAGCGCCCAGGUACUCGCUGUCCAUUGUGGGCCCUGCACCCUGGGCCUGAGUUCUGUAUCAGCCCUUUAUUCUCACACACUUUUCUACAAUGGCAU
Molecule: messenger RNA, 615 nt
Organism: Pan troglodytes (chimpanzee)
Lineage: Eukaryota; Metazoa; Chordata; Mammalia; Primates; Hominidae
Product: interferon-induced transmembrane protein 3-like
Exons: 1
Coding region: 76-522 (148 amino acids)
Biological process (GO): host-mediated suppression of symbiont invasion; defense response to virus; response to interferon-beta
Cellular component (GO): plasma membrane
Source: RefSeq, a predicted model, not a curated record